AUGUCUUUAACAAAUUGUCGGUUCUACGAGGAGAAGUAUCCGGAGGUGGAUAGCUAUGUUAUGGUCAAUGUGAAGCAGAUUGCCGAAAUGGGCGCCUACGUGAAGCUCCUCGAAUAUGACAACAUCGACGGAAUGAUUCUGCUCUCCGAACUUUCGCGAAGACGUAUCCGUAGUAUCCAGAAGCUCAUCCGUAUCGGCCGCAACGAGGUUGUCAUUGUGCUCCGUGUGGACAAGGAGAAGGGUUACAUUGAUCUUUCGAAGCGACGAGUUUCUCCCGAAGAUGUUAUCAAGUGUGAGGAGCGAUACAACAAGAGCAAGGCGGUACACUCGAUUUUGCGUCACGUCGCAGAGGCCACCCAAACCCCUCUUGAGACCCUAUACCAGCAGAUUGCCUGGCCCUUGAACCGGAAAUACGGCCACUCCCACGAUGCCUUCAAGAUUUCCAUCACAAACCCUGACGUGUGGGCCGAUGUCGAAUUCCCCAGCGACGCCGUGAAGAGAGAGUUGACUCAGUACAUCGGAAAGCGACUUACCCCUCACCCGACGAAAGUGCGUGCCGAUAUCGAAGUUACUUGCUUCGGCUAUGAUGGUAUUGAUGCGGUCAAGAACGCCCUGCGGACUGCUGAGGCGGAGAACACCCCUGAGAACCAAAUAAAGGUCAAGCUUGUUGCUCCUCCGCUGUACGUUCUUACUAGCCAGUGUCUGGACAAGGCGCACGGCAUCAAGAUGCUUGAGGAGGCUAUCCAAAGGAUCGAGACGACGAUCAAGGGGUCUGGCGGUGGCUGCACCGUCAAGAUGGCUCCCAAGGCUGUCACCGAGCACGAUGAUGCUGCUCUCCAGGAACUUAUGGAGAAGCGCGAGCGUGAAAACAUGGAGGUCAGCGGCGAUGAGAGCAUGUCUGAGAGUGACGAGGGUGUUCCUGAGUAA
Messenger RNA from Aspergillus calidoustus, 927 nucleotides. NCBI's taxonomy places the organism in Eukaryota, Fungi, Ascomycota, Eurotiomycetes, Eurotiales, Aspergillaceae. The record is from the annotation of a GenBank genome assembly.